Messenger RNA from Penicillium concentricum, 642 nucleotides. RefSeq names its product FAD-binding oxidoreductase. The transcript is spliced from 4 exons. Gene Ontology annotation, biological process: lactate catabolic process. Bases 1 to 642 code for a protein of 213 amino acids. The record is from RefSeq and is a predicted model, not a curated record. Lineage: Eukaryota; Fungi; Ascomycota; Eurotiomycetes; Eurotiales; Aspergillaceae. Gene Ontology annotation, cellular component: mitochondrion. Gene Ontology annotation, molecular function: D-lactate dehydrogenase (NAD+) activity; FAD binding; D-lactate dehydrogenase (cytochrome) activity.
AUGGGCCGAAACUUUGGUUAUGGCGGAGCGGCGCCACGCGUGCGUGGGGCUGUCGUGAUCGACCUCGGGAAGCGCAUGAACAAGAUUCUCGACAUCAACCCCGACGAUAGCACCUGCCUGGUCGAACCAGGUGUAUCCUAUUACGCACUAUAUGAAGAAGUGCAGAGGCGUGGCUACAAGCACCUCUGGAUUGACGUUCCUGACCUAGGGGGUGGCUCCGUGCUAGGGAAUGCCCUUGACCAUGGGGUUGGGUACACACCGUACGGAGACCAUUGGGCAAUGCAUUCCGGCCUUGAGGUCGUCACACCGACCGGCGAGGUGGUCCGGACCGGGAUGGGCGCCCUACCAGGAAAUAACACUUGGCAGGUGUUUCCUUACGGCUUUGGUCCUUUCAUCGAUGGCAUAUUCUCGCAAUCAAACUACGGUAUCGUGACUAAGAUGGGAUUUGGUUUGAUGCCGAAUCCAGGUGGCCACGAAAGCUUUUUGUAUACCUUUGAGAAAGAAGAUGAUUUGGAGCAACUUGUGGAAAUAGUACGCCCCCUACGAAUUGCUAUGAUCCUUGAAAAUGCGGCAAACAUCCGUCAUGCGUUGCAAGUUCUCGCCCUAUCGGGAAAACCUCGAUCGGCAUUUUGGCGUCUUUGA